This is a messenger RNA of Dendronephthya gigantea, 918 nucleotides long. RefSeq lists its product as uncharacterized. The record is from RefSeq and is a predicted model, not a curated record. The transcript has 8 exons. Gene Ontology annotation, cellular component: extracellular region. Bases 181 to 900 code for a protein of 239 amino acids. Gene Ontology annotation, molecular function: peptidase inhibitor activity. Lineage: Eukaryota; Metazoa; Cnidaria; Anthozoa; Malacalcyonacea; Nephtheidae.
CGUAAAACUGUAAAUAUUAUAAUAUUCCAGCUUUUAUGUAUUUAAUAUAAAUUCAAAAAUUUUCUUUGGUUUUGCUGAAGACUCGGGGAUUGUAUUGAUUCAAGAACCUUAAUUUUCAUUUGGAAACAAAUUGCAGAAACACUGGCCUCAAGUCCUUAGUUGAAUUAAAUUAUUCAAAGGAUGAAAGUCUUAAUCCUAUUUCUUCUUCUUGAUCUCCUAGCGACACUGGCACUUUCUGGCAACGUCAACAGAUUUAAAAGAGGAUUCCUUUCACGCACGGGGAUAUGUCCAGAUCCCAGUCGUAAUUUCCAGAAACGUGAUCGUCGCCUGAAUUAUUUUGGCAAUGCUAUCGUAAUUAAGAAGGGAGGUAACAAAGAAGUAACGUGUUUGGAAAGUGAAUGUGUUGAAGACAGUCACUGUGACGCCGAUAGAAAAUGUUGUAAGAAUCGUUGCGGGGGAAUGGUUUGCACACGAACUGUGCGAGAUCCAGAUCCUUGUGAGAAUUUUGCUUGUCCACCUCAACAAACAUGUAAAAUUCAUCGGGUAAAAUGCAUAAUGCCUGACUGUAAAGAUGCGUAUGCAUUAAAUCGACCCACUUGUGUUCCAGACAGCGAAGCGACAGUCCUUCAAAACGACGACGACAGACUAUCAACAGCGUCGCCAAAUGAACUAUCUACAACUACAGGUGCAGCUUUUACAACAACUACUGGCUCUAGCCAGCAAUUGUAUGACAUGGGAAACCAGUAUCAACAAUCAUAUUAUGGCAAUAGUCAACAAAUGUCAGGAAUAAAUAGUUUUGCUCCACAAACAAGUUACUACGCAGGAAAUCAACAAACAAGUAAUAAUUACGGGAAUGGACAAGGUUACAAUUGGCAACAGAAUGACUACCAGCAAGGGUGAACAGAUUUAAUAUAAAAC